UUCCUAUUCAUACCGAAGCUGUCAAACCAGUUACCCCCUUUCCUAGCGAAAAUAGCGCUUCCUACGGCAAGACCCGGCAUCUACUAGUGAGGUCGGCAGUGUUAGCAUCAAGGUUGCCCCGUGCAAUGCCAGCCUGGCAGCAGCAAGCGAUGCGCAAGGCCGGCUGAGCCUAGCUGCGGGAUGGGGUGCACAGGUCUUCCAGGGGUGUCUGCACGCGCACCUCCCUGCACGGUGUAGGCCUGCGCGUGCUGCCGCGAGGACGAAUGGAAUCUUACCCGGAGGAUGACGUAUGAUCUAAAACUGAAGAAAUUCUUGUGUGAGUGAUUCCUUUCGCUAUCCCCAGCGUCAAAAGAGCAGGAAUCCAUCAGACUCCUAACCAAGCCCCAAGGUUUUAGGAGAAUACCGUCAGAUACCUCUACUCCAGCUUGCUCCUGUUUGUGUAAAGUGCCUUUUCAUAUGCAAAAGAAGGGUGAGGAGGGGAGUGUCUUAUUUCCCACUUGCAGUGGGAUUUCCAGCUACCUUUUCAACAGAGCUAAACUGAGAGCUUCUAAGUUUUCCCCAAAUGACUUCCAUACCAGUCAUUUAAACAACGGAGUUCCUUGGGUGACUGAUUCAGGCAGCUUUGGAGAAUCGGCAACUUGGUUUUCAAAAUGCUUAUUAAGGAAUAUCGUAUCCCUCUGCCGAUGACUGUGGAGGAGUAUCGGAUUGCCCAGCUCUACAUGAUACAGAAGAAGAGCAGAGAAGAAACUUGUGGAGAGGGCAGUGGUGUGGAGAUCCUAGAAAAUCGACCCUACACAGAUGGUCCUGGGGGAGCUGGGCAGUACACACACAAGGUCUACCACAUUGGCAUGCACAUACCCAGCUGGUUCCGCUCCAUCUUGCCCAAAGCUGCCUUGCGAGUGGAAGAAGAAUCCUGGAAUGCUUAUCCAUAUACACGUACCAGAUACACCUGUCCAUUUGUGGAGAAGUUUUCCAUAGACAUAGAGACUUUCUAUAAGUCUGAUUCUGGAGAUCAUGCCAAUGUGUUCAACCUUUCUCCACUAGAAAAAAGACAAGCAGCACUUGAUCCCAUUGAUAUAGUAAAGGAUCCUAUACCUCCACAUGAGUACAAGGCAGAAGAAGAUCCCAAGCUAUACAAGUCACUGAAAACCAAGAGAGGCCCUUUAUCAGAUGAUUGGAUAGACGAGCAGAGGAACAACACUGGACAAUAUCCCAUCAUGUGCGCCUACAAGCUAUGCAAGGUGGAAUUCCGCUACUGGGGAAUGCAAUCCAAAAUUGAGAGAUUUAUUCAUGAUGUUGGUCUGCGGAAAGUAAUGGUCCGAGCACACCGACAAGCAUGGUGUUGGCAGGAUGAAUGGUAUGGCCUUACUAUAGAAGACAUUAGGCAACUGGAAAAGGAAGCACAGUUGAUGUUAGCACAGAAAAUGGCCCAGUUUAGCCAGAAUGAGAACGAGGCAGAACAACAUGGAUCCAAAGAAUCUCCCAGUGAGAAGGAUUCAGAGAACAAGGCCAUCACUUCCAUCGAAACUCCAGAUGCAACCAGCGGCAUGACUGAAUCAUUGUCAGGAAGAGGACUAACUAAGCAGUGGUCCACUUCCUCCAGGUCAUCUAGAUCUUCAAAACGAGGAGCUAGCCCAUCCCGCCACAGUAUAUCAGAAUGGAGGAUGCAGAGCAUCGCAAGGGACUCGGAUGAGAGCUCAGAUGAUGAAUUCUUUGACGCCCACGAAGAUUUGUCAGACAAUGAAGAUGUAUUACCCAAAGAAAUAACAAAAUGGAACUCUAAUGAUUUUAUGGACAAGAUAGAAACCACUGAGACUGACGACCUACAAGAUGAUUCAUAUCAUGAAACGGUCAGCUCCAGUGUGGAAGGAUUAAGCAUAAUGGAGAGUCAUACCGCUGUUAUCCACACACAAGUCAUUCCCAGCAGCCCUGCUGUUAUUGUCACAAAUACCAUUACCAGCUCUGCAGCUCGGGGAACAGAUGACUCAGCACAGGCCUCCAUGCAGCCAUGCAAAAUUCAUGUACUAAUCUUAGUGCUUCAUGGGGGAAACAUCCUGGAUAGCGGCAGUGGAGACCAGAAUUCCAAGCAUGGUGACGUCAACACCAUUAACUCUGUGUUUGACACAGUAAUGCGGGUCCAUUAUCCAGCUGCACUAGGACACAUUGCAGUCAGACUUGUUCCAUGCCCUGCCAUCUGCUCAGAAGCUUUUUCACUCGUAUCCAACUUGAGCCCGUACAGUUAUGAUGAAGGCUGCUUAUCCAAUAGCCAAGAUCACAUUCCACUUGCGGCCCUCCCAUUGCUGGCCACUUCAUCCCCACAGUACAUCGAAGCAGUGGCUGCAGUGAUUCAGCGUGCCAACCAGGUGUUUGCAGAGUUUACCAAGUCACAUGAGGGCUCAUGCUUUACUGGGCAGGUGUGUUUAGUUGGUGACUGUGUAGGAGGAAUUCUUGGAUUUGAUGCCUUAUGUUACAGCAAUCAGACGGUAUCCGAGAGCCAGAACAGCAGCCGGAGAGGAAGUGUUGUGAGUGUGCAGGAUACAGACCUCUUGUCUCCGGGCAUUAGCGUCAACAACAGUUACUGCUCCAGUAGUUCAAAUCUGGAGACCAGCCGGCAUUUGAGCCGCAGCAAUAUUGACAUACCUCGGAGCAAUGGUGAUGACCCAAAGAGACAACUUCCUCGGAAAAGGAGUGAUUCCUCUACAUAUGAACUGGACACUAUCAAACAACAUCAAGCUUUCCUCUCAAGUUUACACUCAACUGUCCUGAGAAAUGACCCAGGCUCCCGUAGGUCAAGUAGCUCAACAAUGCUGGAUGGUGGCAACAUCGGAAAAUUUGAAUUUGAGAUCACAGAUUUCUUCCUGUUUGGAUCCCCUCUUGGGCUUGUGCUGGCUCUGAGAAAAACUGUUAUUCCAGCUCUAGACAUUUUUCAGCUUAGGCCAGGUUGCCAGCAGGUUUACAAUCUCUUCCAUCCGGCCGACCCUUCUGCCUCGCGAGUGGAGCCACUUCUGGAGAAAAAGUUUCAUUUAUUGCCUCCAUUCAACGUUCCUCGAUAUCAGAGGUUCCCACUGGGUGAUGGCAAUUCUGCUCUGCUGGUCGAAGCUGUGCAGAACAACCCCAUCCUGCUCAUGGAAGGCAGCUCGGCUGUUGCUCUCCAGAGACAAGAUGGCGUCAUGGAAACCAGUAUCCCUGUUCCUGUCCUAAACUGCCAAGACACUUCCAGUAAACCUGCCACUGGUGUUGAAUCGGAUGUUGUUCAAUUUCAUGGUGCAGUCUUCGUGGAAAAUGCCUCCCCUUCCUCCCCUAUAACAGCCCCACACUUCAGGGGAUACCGAAGAGCAAGUGAGAUCAGCAUUGCAAGUCAGGUCUCGGGAAUGGCAGACAGUUACACAGCUUCAAACAUAGCCAACAAAACAAAAAAUGAUCUUAAUCAGUCCAGAAAGCUAAGUCUCCUUUCCCAGCUUGCUCUUCCUUACAAAUCUAACAUAAACGAAAGUACAAACCAUAGACAAUACCACUCUGAAAAGAGUCACGCAGGACGAAUGCUAGAGGUGGGUGAUUGGAAGCACAGCAUGAACCCAGACUUACAAGACUUGGACAUCUCCAAAGUUGCAGCCAAGUGGUGGGGCACAAAGAGAAUCGAUUAUGCUCUUUACUGCCCAGAUGCCCUUACAGCUUUCCCCACUGUCGCUCUUCCUCACCUUUUCCAUGCCAGUUACUGGGAAUCCACAGAUGUGGUCUCUUUCCUCUUAAGACAGGUGAUGAGACAUGAAAACUCAAGCAUUCUGGAGUUGGUUGGAAAAGAGGUCUCUGUGUUUAGCCCUUCAAAGCCAAGGGAGAAGUGGCUGCGGAAGAGAACGCAUGUUAAACUAAGGAACGUUGCUGCCAAUCACAGAAUAAAUGAUGCUGUUGCCAAUGAAGAUGGUCCUCAGACGCUCACAGGGAGGUUUAUGUACGGACCUCUUGACAUGGUCACGCUAACUGGAGAAAAGGUUGACAUUCAUAUUAUGACCCAACCUCCAGCUGGUGAGUGGGUUUACUUUGACACCGAAAUAACUAACAGCAGUGGCAGAAUUUCUUAUAUUAUUCCUGAGCCUAAAAGACUGGGAAUUGGUGUGUACCCCGUUAAAAUGGUUGUCAGGGGAGACCAUACAUUUGCUGACAGCUACAUUACUAUUUUACCAAAAGGGACAGAAUUUGUUGUUUUCAGCAUUGAUGGGUCAUUUGCAGCAAGUGUUUCUAUCAUGGGCAGUGAUCCCAAAGUCAGAGCGGGAGCAGUCGAUGUAGUGAGACAUUGGCAGGACCUUGGCUACCUCAUUAUCUAUGUCACAGGCAGACCUGAUAUGCAGAAGCAGAGGGUGGUGGCAUGGCUUGCACAGCACAACUUUCCUCAUGGUAUAGUGUCAUUUUGUGACGGCCUGGUCCAUGAUCCACUUAGACACAAAGCAAACUUUCUGAAAAGUCUCAUUACUGAGGUACAUAUGAAAGUCCAUGCAGCUUAUGGCUCUACAAAGGACAUCACAGUAUACAGUGCUCUUGGUCUGUCACCUCUUCAGAUUUAUAUUGUAGGGCGAGCUACCAAGAAGUUACAGCACCAGUGUCAGUUUAUCACAGAGGGCUAUGCCUCUCAUCUCGCCCAACUGGAAUAUAAUCACCGCUCCCGACCUGCCAAGAACACCAGCAGAAUGGCACUAAGGAAGGGGAGCUUUUGUCUUCCUGGACAGUCAGAGUUUCUGAGGAAAAGGAACCAUUUGCUUCGUACCAUCUCCUCCCAGCCUACAGGGAGCAGUAACCACAAACCCGAACGAACACAGAGCCAGUCAGAGAGUGACCGGGACCGAGAGAAGGAACGCAGCCAAAGAAGCAUGAGUAUUGCAGCAGGAUGCUGGGGGAGGAGUGCAACUGCUGCUAAGAUGGAAUCUGGCGUUUUAAGUCAGAAAUAGGCUCUCACACCCUGGACAAUUUCUUGUUUCUUGCCACAUCAUAAGAUGAAAAAAAUUAUAAAGGAACAGAGGCAAAACUGUGCAGGAAAGACGGAAUUAACAAAAUGGUGCUACUAUAUAACAACAUUUAGCAAAGCUGGUGACGCUAAAGAUGUGUUGAACUGCAGGCCUUAAAUAGGGUAGCCAUGCCCAUAAUAUAAAUUAUAACAUACACAAUUGAGGGGAACAGAUGGAGAGAUUCUACACAGCCCCACAUUUUUAUAUCCAGGUUCCAAGACUUACCAGUGUAAAUAUGUGCCUCCUUUACCUUCUUAGCCAUCUCCGAAACUUUACUGAAUAAUGCACAAGUAUCUGGAUCAGACUGGUUUCUAUAGGCUGAGAUCCAGAUCUCUGUAUGUAAUGAUCUGCAACCAUUAUAAUCCACAGGCUUCAGAAGUGACCACCUAUUUUCUCUAUCCACAACACAGCAAAUCAAAAUAUUGCUUUAUUUUUUAUUUUUUAAAUAGCUUAAAGUUGGCAGUGGUGGUUUGUACAUCACAAACAGUCAGCUGUUUUUAACGUUGCGGCUGUAUAUUGGGAAAUAUGACAUGUUCAUCAAUUCUUAUGAAAGCAUUAUAAGGAUGUACUGAACUGUAAUUUCUGUGACUAAAGCGGACACUCCAAUCACUUAUCAGAAGCCUUUUUGUUCUAAGGCUUCUUAGGAUUCUGUGUCUGCCUUGCUACUUUUUCUUGUAGUUGCUCAACUGUAAAACCUCAUUGGUUAUUUGUUUAUUUUUUUUUUGCACUGAUAACUUUUUUAGAUUGGAGAUUUGUUACAUCUCAUGUAGCUACACAUCAUUGUCUGUAGUGCAUGAUAAUUUAAUAUUGCUAAUCCAGGGUAUAUAUAUUUUUGUGCAGAUGUUUUCUUUUUUUUCACAGAAAGUAUAGUUAAAGCAGGUGUGCCAAAAAUGAAAAACACACAGAAAAAAAAAAGGCCAUAUUUUAAUUUUCUCAGCUCCUCAAAAUAUCUAUUUAUAAAAUCACAGAAGGGAGUUGCAUAUAAGGCACGUUUAUUAAGCACAAGCAUUAUGUGCUUACCACCUGCAAAGCUAGAUAUUAACAAGCUGUAAAUAUGCUAAAAUCAUAUUGCAACCACUUUCUAAUUAACAUGGGUAACAACAGAUUAAUCACAGCACACACUGCUAAAUAAGGAGUGCUGUACAGUACAGCUGUACCAGAUCCAGCACUGUGACAUUUUUAUGGUCUUUGCCUACAAACCUUGACUAUAGGGGAUUAUUUAAUUUAAAAUAUAUAUAUAUAUAUUAGACUUUAAAUUCAUACAGUGUGUGGUUAUGAGCAGUUCAAAUAAAAAUUAGCCACAUAUGUCCCUGAACAUCUAUAGAAAAGCAUCAAAUCAUAAUAUUUUUAAAUAUUUAAUAUAGAUAUUUACCUUCCACCUAAUAAUUUUAGGAUUACCUGUAAUGUAGCUUUUCAAAUGACUCUGCUCUCUAUGGAAGUGGCAUGUUAGCAAACAGUACAUAUAUAUUGCACAUACAUACGUAUUCCUACAUUAAAUAGACCAUAAAGUUGUAUUUAGUGUCUAGAUCCAGAGGUCAACUUCUCGCUAAAGCUUAGUAAACAAGACCAUGGUCAGGAUGUGUCACAUAUAUAUAUAUAUAGCAUCCUAGAGUAUAAAUAGCUUCACUACUUAGCAUAUGUAACCGGCAGUAAUCCAAAGUUAUCAGGUACUGUUUGUGGGUCAUUAAUUGGUAAAUAAUUAUAUUGAAUUAAGUUAUUGGAUGAAAGAUUCUUAUAAAACUGAUAUCAUUUUUUAAAAUUUGAAAUAUAAGUGAACAAAAAACAGAACUAAAGUUUCAGUUCCACUAAAAACCUUAGAUCUAUGAAGUUAAUUAUUCACUCCACACAAAGCCAACAUGCAUCUCACUAUUUGCCAUAAAGCCUUUUUGUAAAUUCAGUGUAACGGUAGCAGUACGCUCACUAGAGGCUCUGCUUACAAAGCCUAUACUUAUUAAGGAAUACAGAACAGUAAAUUACAUCCACUGAGCGUGAGCCCCAAGCUCACAGUAAUUCAUUCUAGUUAAUAUUACAUUUCUUGCUAUAUAGAAGCUCAUCGAGGAGUAAAUUACUGAAUUAAAAUCAGUUGUAGUUUACCAUGUGAAGGAAGCAUUAUAUAACAAAAUGCUCAACCUCGUUACCCUAGAUAUUUUGUAAUGAUAUCAUUUUAUUAAAGGGACAUGAAACCCCAAAAUGUUUCCUUGUGAUUCAGAUAGAGUAUACAAUUUUAAACAAAUUUACUUAUAUUAUCUAUUUGCUUACUUUACUUUUCUUGGUAUCCUUUUUCAAAAUUAUACCUAGGUAGGCUCAGAAGCUGGGAGCUAGCUGCUGAUUGGUGGCUGCACAUAUAUGCCUUUUGUCAUUUGCUUACUGAUGGGUUCAGCUAUCUCCCAGUAGUGCACUGCUGCUCCUUCAACAAUGGAUACUAUGAGAAUGAAGCACAAUUGAUCAUAAUAGUAAAUUGAGAAGUUGUUAAAAAUCUACGCUCUAUGGAUUAUGAAAGAGAAAACAUUGGGUUUCAUGUCCCAUGAAAAUAUUUUUAAUACAUAGUUUAAAAACAUUAUCAUUAAACUUUUAUUACAUAUUUCCUUGGUAAAGUAAUUCAAUUUACAUACAUAUACAGGGCUGGAAAUGUCUACUAGUCCCAGACUAGUAGUAAGAAAUCCACUUUUGCCUAUAUUUUUUUUAUUUACAAUUGAGUGAACUAGUAAUCCCCCCGCUAAUUAGUAUACUAUAGUAUGGUACACACAAUCCCUCACUUAACAUAAUGUCAUUUUUACCAUAGUGUCAUUUUGCUGGGCUAUUACAUAGUGCUAGCACUUCUACACAUACCCUUAAGAAUUGAUGUGACAAAUUUAACUAAGAUGCCUCACAACCGAUUUUGUAGUUUCCAUACCUGGGAUUAUUAACUUCUAUAACCAAACAGUAACACAGUGUCAAUUGAACUUUAUAGACAUACAUAUAUUAUACACACACACAUGUAGAAUGCUGUAGAACAGUACUGUUACAGCAUAAAGCACACAUUAGGUACUUCCUAUCCUGAUGAUCUUAAUUAGGAAUGAAAAUGGGGUAUUUGGUACCUAUUAGUCUAUAUGCUGUCAAUUUUUAAAACAAUUGCAUUUUUAAAUUUCUCAAGAGGGAAUGCUUAAGCAUAAUAUUCAGAUAGUGUUGUUUAAUAUAGAGAAAUGAAGAAUUAUAUAUGGCCUUUAACCAGAAGUAACGCUAAGCUAAAAUGCACAAAAGGGAGGAGAUGUAUGUAAAUUUAUUGUAAUGUGCAAGGGAUGAUAACCUAUUGUGUGUAGAUAUUGUAAAACAUAAGAAUGUAAAUGUUCAGAAAAAAAGUGGUUAUAUAAAAAAGUGAAAGUUAUUUAUUUAUGUAGAAAAUGUUUUGGGUGGGAAAGGAGGGUGGGACGUACCCUCUGGGUUUUUAAAUUAAUAUUUGAAAGAAAAAAAAAAAGUUACAAGUUUUUUUUUUUCCAGACGUUAUGUAAAAAGCAAUUAUUUUAAAGGACCAAGUAUAAUGUAAUUGUCAAAUGCAAAAGUGCAAUAUUAAAUGUUCACCUCUAUAGCUCCAUGUUUUCAAAGUAGAAUUGACAAUCAUAUUCUGUAUACGUUUUCCAUACAUUAACUCUUGGUUAAAAUGUUUAUACCUUUUCCGCAAAAGAGUUUUGGGUGUUUGCCACGUAGAGUAAAAAAUACCCUAUAUAUUUCAAUGUGAUUGCAAUAAUAUAUUCUGCAGAUGUACAGAAUAGGAGGCUGAGCCCCCAUAGUAUUUAUCUUUUAAUUGGGGGUCCUUGGCUCUUCAUCCAAUCUGUGAGAAAUUGCAAUCCUUCCCAUUUACUUGUUAGAUGAAACGUAAAGGGUUCACAUUAGUUUGUAUUUAUUGUUUGAUAGCAAUAGUUUUAAUUCAGUUUAUAGUGGGAGCAGCUGGUUUGUAUUCAUUAAAAAAACAAAAAACCUUUAAUCAGUUUUAAACUGCAAAUAUUUUUGUACCUGACCCUGUUGCUAAAAGCAUAAUGUUCUACACCUAUUUAUCUUCUAACAAGUAGUCUAAAAAUUGCCACUAUGAAUUCAACAACUUAGUUGCAAAUAACCAAAAAAAAAAAAGUUUACAAUGUUAGAAAAUACAAUAAAUGAAAACCAGAAUAUUGUUAACCCCUUCUUUGCCAGAGGGAUGAAGCACUCUCUGAUAAACAGUCUAUUAAACCAGUCUGCCUCCCACACAUUGUGCACUUUCUGAAGCCCAACAGACUUGUCAUCUUUGCUGCAUUUCCUAUCAGUUGUUAUAGCCUUAGAUUUUUUUUUCAAUUCUUUAUACUGUCCUAUGUAUUAUUACCCUAUGAGUGUAAUGUUCACUGUCUGUUUUAUAUAUGACUGUUUUAUUUAUACAAAGCUGUUUGUUAGGCAAAAAGUUAAACAACAAUAAAAUAUAAAGGCUAUGUGGGUAUGUACAAGUGAGGUACACAGAGGCCUGCACAAGCCCCACGGACUGGUUUUCAUUUUUUGUAUUACUUUGGUGUAAGGAUAUACAAUGCUAUUUUGCUUGUAUGUGGCAAACCAUAAUGACUACUUGCUGUUAGUGCAUUGUUUUUUUGCCUCAGUGUGCUUUCAGUGCAGUACCCAUUGUACGUUACACAGAUUAAAAACUUGGGAAGAUU
Messenger RNA from Bombina bombina (fire-bellied toad), 9652 nucleotides. RefSeq names its product phosphatidylinositol transfer protein membrane associated 2 (gene PITPNM2). The record is from RefSeq and is a predicted model, not a curated record. Gene Ontology annotation, cellular component: cytoplasm. Gene Ontology annotation, molecular function: phosphatidylinositol binding; metal ion binding; phosphatidylinositol transfer activity. The transcript is spliced from 29 exons. Gene Ontology annotation, biological process: phospholipid transport. Bases 651 to 4940 code for a protein of 1429 amino acids. Lineage: Eukaryota; Metazoa; Chordata; Amphibia; Anura; Bombinatoridae.